GGUAACUUAAAACACUCGUUCAUGCAUUUUAUAAACACAGUGCUUGACCACUGAAAACAAGCAUGAUAGAAUCCCCUGAGGAAAACAUGGGAGAAACCAUUACACGGACUGCAACAGCCAAGCUAAUGAAGAAAGCUUUUUUGGAGGCUUUACAAUCAAAUGACUACAGAACUCUGGAAGAGCUUUUGGCUCAAAAACAAAUAGAUGUGGACACGGUGUUUGAAGUGGAAGAUGAGAAUUUGCUCCUGGCCUCUUACAAACAAGGUUAUUGGCUGCCUAGUUAUAAAUUGCAGCAUUCCUGGGCAACAGGACUACAUUUAUCUGUUCUGUACGGACAUCUGGAAAGUCUGAGAGUUCUGCUGAAGCACAAAGCAACCAUCAACUGCAGACCCAAUGGGAAAGCAGCAAUCCACAUAGCAUGUGAAGUUGCCAAUCUGGAUUGUGUCAAUAUACUCUGUAGCCAUGGAGCAAAAACCAACUGCUAUUCAUUGGGUGGGUUUGCACCCCUGCAUUAUUGUACUACAAAGAUCUCCUUGUCUUGUGCACAACAAUUAAUUUGGAAAGGUGCAGACAUAAAUAUAAGAUCAAACAAUCAAGACGAAGAAAUGCCCCUUCAUACCGUUGCUCGUUGUGGCAUCCCUGAAAUGGUUGCCUUCUACGUGGAACAAGGAGCUGUAGUUGAUGGUGCAAACGCCCACCGAGAAACACCAUUGUCCUGUGCAGUUUACUGGGCCCUUAAUGGCAAGGAACAAACCUACAGCACAGAUCACCACCUCAUCUGCCGGAUGCUCCUUGACUACAAAGCUGAUGUUAAUUCACGGGAUGAAGAUUUCAGGACCCCCCUCCACAAGGCAGCCUGGAAUUGUGACCAUGUACUACUGAACAUGUUGCUUGAGGCAGGUGCUGAAGCCAACCUGAUGGAUGAUAAUGGGUGUGCCCCCCUGCAAUAUGUCCUGAAAGUGACAGACGUGCGUCCUAGUGCUCAGCCUGACAUCUGUUAUCAGCUGCUUCUGAAUCACGGAGCUGCCAGGAUAUAUCCACCACAAUUCCAUAAGGUGUUGCAAGCUUGUUAUUCCUAUCCCAGAGCAGUUGAGAUUAUUGUGAAUACAUAUGAGCAUAUCAGGUGGACAACAAAAUGGAGAACAGCUAUACCUGAUGAUAUCUUUGAGACAUACAGAACUUUCUACGAAUCCCUUUUUGAGGCAUGUGCAAAUACACCACGAUCACUAAAACAUUUAGCGAGAUGUGCUAUUCGAAGAAUAUUGCUCUAUAAAUGUCACAAAGGAAUCCCUUUACUUUUAAUUCCAGCAAUACUAAAAAGGUAUUUGCUUUUAGAGCCAGAAGGAGUAAUAUAUUAAGAAGUGUAAUAUACAUUUUCAGAUAAUUUAAUUUAAAAGUGUUAGGAUUCUAUUCCCAUGGGAGAAGUUAAAAUCAAGAUUUCUGUGACAGCAUCAGCAAGAAGCAGAGUUAAUAUUUCCUACAAAGGAUAUGAAUUCAAAUAGAUACACAUCAUUUCUGAACUUUGAGCACAGAUAACAGAAUAUUUCAUUCCUAGCAGUUUACAGAAGCAUAACAAGUGAAAAGGAAGAAGCAAGGAAAAUACUUCCAAGGAAAGAGAAAAAAAAGUCCAAAGUGUUGGAAAUAUUCUAAAGAGAAUUAUUAGUUUUCUCCACCUGGUAGCUGCUUGUGUUCCAUAUUACCACUACCAUAUAGAAUUAGGGUUACAGGACUUGUAGUCGAAGAUGCUGAGGGGGCAACAGGUCAUGCAAGACUAUUGCAAAUGUUAAUCCUUUUAUUUUGAGGCAUGUUCUUCUCCCUUCAUAAAAUAAGCAAGAAGUGCUGAGAAAGUGAAGUUACUAAAUAGUACAUAUUACUCUUUUUUUCCUUUUUAUUAUAUUGUUGUGAGAUUUAAUAUAUCGUUUUGAUACAAUGGUAUUUAUACAAUAUUAAUUAAAAUUAUUGAGAGUUGUUUGAAUAACUUACAAUAUUGGAAACAAAAAUAAAAUUAUAUCAAUAUUAGUUAUAAUCUGGGAUAUCAAUAUUACAAGCAAAAAACUAUUUGACUUUUUUCAUCCAAAAUGAAGUGUAAUAUCAAGAAAGAAAGACUACUGCAGAAUGCAUUGAAUUAUAUGUUAUACAAUAAAGGUUUCAUUCUUGA
Protobothrops mucrosquamatus (brown spotted pit viper) is the source of this 2158-nucleotide messenger RNA. It is a transcript of the gene ASB4, whose product is annotated as ankyrin repeat and SOCS box containing 4. Gene Ontology annotation, biological process: intracellular signal transduction. The record is from RefSeq and is a predicted model, not a curated record. NCBI's taxonomy places the organism in Eukaryota, Metazoa, Chordata, Lepidosauria, Squamata, Viperidae. Bases 63 to 1358 code for a protein of 431 amino acids. The transcript is spliced from 5 exons. Gene Ontology annotation, molecular function: protein binding.